CUACACGAAAAUUAUUAUAGAGAUAACGAGUAUCACUUUACAAAAUGUAUUUGAAGUUAUUUCAACGAUUUUAUAUUAAAUACAUUACAAGUUUAUUUACUUAAAAAGUGGACCAGGCCAUGAUGUCGUCCUUCGGAAAUAUCGUUUAUGUUAUUUUUGCUCUUUUAAAGUGAAAUAGUCCACCGUUUUAAACAUGCACAUUCACACUUAUAACAUAUAUCCGUAGAAUAUGCGCCUGUAUGUGUGUGGCUGUGUUUGUGUGUUAGGGAAAGUGGAGGGAGAGAGAGAGGGAGAGAGAGAGAGACAGAGAGAGAAGACUAGGCCUAUUUAGGUAUUAAAGCACAGUGCUUCGUUGUAAUAUUUAAUAUGCCGCGAAGACAUAACAUGUGAUAAAUGCAACCAUUAAUACGGAUGCUGGCGAAAUCCACAGAAAUGCCCACACGUUUUAAAUCUAUGAUAUGUCUAACGGUUUGCUUUUAUUUACCAUUGAAAGGAAUAUGUGUUAACCGUAUAAGCGAUGAGAUUUCCAAAUACCGUCAGUGAGGGAAAGCUUUGCAAUUUCCUCCCCACAUAAUUCGCCAGUGAAUGCAGGAAGGAGAACGUCCACGAAUCCGAAAAGAAAGAUGUGGCAACUAUUGGAUUUCCGAACAAAUUAAUAUGAUCCGUGAAUCUGCAUCUGUCAACCAAAAUAGCACGCUGAAUGCGGAAGUUGUAAUUAAUUAUGGUUUAUUGUAGGUAAAGAGUCGUUUUGCAAUGGCUAUAGUUUGCUAACAUGUAGUUUUAUUGCUUAACCUGUUAUAAAACGGAGAUUGACACAGUGGGUUUAAUGUGUACCUUAUUUUUAAAAUGAAAGAUUCAUAGCAGCUGCAGGUACACUCGCCACUUCUCAGUGGUAGCCUUUAAAACUUCGUUAACGAUUUUGAUUUGUUAAUACUGGAUAUGAAUUUUAGUUUUUACUGAACUCGAAUAAUAAAUACCGGCCCUAUUCUAUUCUUCGUUGUUUUUUUUUGCAGUUUAUAGUUUCACUCUUUCCAUAACGUUUUAUGAGAAGGUUAACGAUUAUAAGGUGUUCGUUAAAAAAAACGAGCAUCUGAUGGGAAGAUUGAUUAUGAUAUAAAGUAGUCCCUCAAGAAAAGAAAUCCAACCGUUUUCUUCUUGUAUUUCAGUUGGCAGAAAGAAAUCAACUUCCUUAUAUAGAAGUGAUUAUAUGCCAAUGCAUAAAAAAACAUAUGGAGUUGCUAUAUAAAAUUAUGACUAUAAAAGAUUGACCCUGCUACAAGCUGCGGACUGAUUUAUAUUUUAUUGUUGUUUUUUGAAUCACGUGGGUGAUGUAUCCAAUGGGGUGGAAGUGCGCCUGCACCAUAUUAGCGGACUGUACUUGUCCCGGCGGUAAGUUGUUAUAUUGAAUUCUGCUCUUUCAUAUUUUCAGAGGCGCUUGCUGUGUCAUUGCCGAGAAUGUCGACAUCGGGGACUAUCAGCAAUUAUUAUGUCGACUCUCUCAUAAUGCAUGAGAACGAUGAUCUGCUGGCGUCCAGAUAUGCGUCGGGUCCACUGGCUCAGGCUUCCAGGCAGGCAGCCCUUACUGAACACCCCGAUUUUUCCCCCUGUAACUUCCAGUCUAAAGCGACUGUGUUCAGCACGUCCUGGAACCCGGUGCAUGCUCAGACCUCUGCCAACAUGCCCACUGUUUAUCACCCAUACAUGCACCAGGCACCUAUUACCGCUACGCCUGAUGGUAGGUACAUGCGCUCCUGGCUAGAACCCAUGCCGGGGACCUUGUCCUUUCCCGGGUUACCUUCCAGUAGACACUACGGCAUCAAACCUGAGCCUGCAGUUGCCCGCAGAAAUGACUGCACUACGUUUGAUACACACACGUUAGCCCUCUCAGAAUAUGCUUGUGGACCAUCUCCUGGUGAUAAACGUCUGGCCGAGAUUUCCUUUUCUGAAAAUAAUGGAGAGGUUGAAUCAAACGCAGAUAAGCUGCACAUGGAUCCAAAUAACCCUUCCGCGAACUGGCUGCAUGCAAGGUCUACCAGAAAAAAACGCUGCCCUUACACCAAACAUCAGACAUUGGAGCUGGAAAAGGAAUUCUUGUUUAACAUGUACCUCACAAGAGACCGCAGAUACGAGGUCGCCCGGGUUCUCAAUCUCACCGAACGGCAAGUUAAAAUCUGGUUUCAGAAUAGAAGAAUGAAGAUGAAAAAAAUUAAUAAGGAACGACCUAAAGAUGACCGGUGACAUGGAUUAAAAUAUCUUCGAAGAGAAAAAAAAGGACUAUUUCACCAUUACUAUCGAAACGGGCUCUGGUUAGAAAGACAUUGUGAACAUUUUAUCAUACCAUUAGCACAAAUUAUUCCUUUGCCAGUUCUGGACUACACUUGGUGGGAAAGACUCACACACUUGUUAGAUGGGAACCAAAGAGGGAGACAUCUACGGCAAGGUUAAGUCUGUGGCUACGGAAUCUACCUUUACAUGAAAACUACCUUCUCUUAAUCCACCGCUAUUCUAUGCGGACAGUAAUUCAGUAAUACUGUAUUCGUUUAAUAUUUACUUGUUUUACAUGCAGCAAAUGAGGCUGCCUAUAUACUUGAAUCCAUGUGUCUGUUGUGAUUAUCUCUGUGACUGGGCCUCUGUGCUUAGGCGGUGUCUGAGUAAAGAUCGUGUAAACAAACAAAAGAAAAAUCUCAAUUCAACUCAGGAUGUUUAAUAUAAAACUAACAGGCUAUGUGUUGGAUAUGAAAUGUUAUUUUCGUGGUGAACUUGGGACAUAUAUUGUAUUAUUUUCACUGUGAAUUAACGUAAAAUCGCCAGGCUUUAUGCUGUCUUUGUGAGACUGAGUAACGGCCUUGCCUGGGUGCAUGACGUUUGUGUUGUUCUUCAGCAAAUAUAUGAAACUGAAUUGCAUAGAAUGCUAAUAUAAGUUUUAUUUAAAAGAGCGGCGCUGAACAUACUGCUACACGAUACUAUUGUCUAUUGUGAUGAAAGCACGAAUAAAGUUCUCAGACACUUUGUAUUUAUCGGUGUUGUGGUGCAAAGAAAAGUAUAAGAUUUGGUUUAAAAACUACCUAUAUGUAUAACUAGUAACUACCUAUGUUUUGUGUGUAAAUGUCACUCUUAAAACAGUCUAGAUGCAUUUAUGCUAUGGAAAAAAAAACAAUAUUGUCAAUAAAUGUAAUGUGUACAAUACAAGGAAAAUAUCUGGGUGCAAUAGAAAGAACCGAUACCACUAAUGUGUUUUAAAUAGGGUUUCGGUAAACCUGCGGAGCUAACACGUUUAAACUUGUGUACACGUUUGAAAUGAAUACCUCGUGUCAUAUUGACCAAACUAUACUGUUUGUAAUGAAAUGUCAUUUUAUUUGUUGUCUAAUAAAAUAUAUGUUUCACUAC
Messenger RNA from Leucoraja erinaceus (little skate), 3387 nucleotides. Its product is annotated as homeobox protein Hox-A9. The coding region runs from base 1456 to 2238 and encodes 260 amino acids. Gene Ontology annotation, cellular component: nucleus. The transcript has 2 exons. Gene Ontology annotation, molecular function: DNA-binding transcription factor activity, RNA polymerase II-specific; RNA polymerase II cis-regulatory region sequence-specific DNA binding. The record is from RefSeq and is a predicted model, not a curated record. NCBI's taxonomy places the organism in Eukaryota, Metazoa, Chordata, Chondrichthyes, Rajiformes, Rajidae. Gene Ontology annotation, biological process: anterior/posterior pattern specification; embryonic skeletal system morphogenesis; proximal/distal pattern formation.